Molecule: messenger RNA, 2995 nt
Organism: Apis cerana (Asiatic honeybee)
Lineage: Eukaryota; Metazoa; Arthropoda; Insecta; Hymenoptera; Apidae
Biological process (GO): establishment of protein localization to organelle
Cellular component (GO): lysosomal membrane; plasma membrane; late endosome membrane
Source: RefSeq, a predicted model, not a curated record
CGAUAUUGUAGAUGUAACGUUUACUUACAUUAUCGUCUAGUAUUUGUUGUCGAGCGUAUCUUAAUUGUUUAGUUCAAUUUUUAGUUUAUUAAUCCGUAUUUUGUCAUCAAACAGUGACUCUUUAAUAAUUUUUUCAUCAUUGCGAAGGAUCGUUGUCCCUAUAUAUAUAUAUAUUUUCAUAAUUAGAUAAAACAGUGAAUAAUUACAGAGUGAAGAAAAUAUGAAUCGUGGAAACGUACAAUUUUUACUUUUACGCGUGUCAAUCGUUAUCGCGUUAUCUGUUUACGUUAACGGAUCAAAAAUUAAAGUCUGGCCAUCGUUAAUGACGGAUGAAGAUGAAAUUAAACUGGACACUUUCUUAUACGUUGUUAACAACACGAAGGAUCAACCGUGCAUUUUGGCAAACAUGUCAAUUAAUUUCAUGAUAUCGCAUGAUGAGAAAAAUACAAAUUUCAUUGUUCCAAAUGAUGCUAUGGUGCAAGGCUAUUGUUCAUCUAUAGUAUCUGAAAUGACAUUGAGUUGGAAAGAAGGAAAAACUGAUAAAAAUAACACGAUUAAAUUUACGUUCAUCAAUGAUCACACCAAUUUCACGGUUUUUUCAAUCGAUCUUAAUAUUUAUAAGGACAAAGAUAAAUUUCCAAAUGAUGCAGAUAAAUGGUUUGUAGCGAAAUCAGAUUUGGACCUCCACUUAUUCCCUGCAUUCUUGAAGAACGGAAUUCAUAAGUGUGAAAAAACAGAAGUGAAAUUGAAUGGCACUGAAUUAAUCCUGACAAACGUUUCUCUGAUUGCAUUCAAUAACAAAAAUGAUAUUUCCUCCCGUAAAGAAGUGACAACGUGCACAAAUCCCGAAAAAGACGGGACCAAUAAUAAAAUUUUCCCUUACAUUGCGAAAUGGAAGAAUAACACGAUUUGUGGAUUGUUAAGAAUGUCAGUUAUUGUACAGAUGUCGUAUAUGACAAAGGAUUUGAAGAUGAAAAGUAAAAAUAUAACAGUUCCAACCAGAACUAAUGUCAUAGAAUCUUGCACAACUGACACAUUUGAGGUGAAAUUAGUUUGGAGCUCGAAUGAUGAUGAAAAUUCAAUUUUAUUUCAUUUUUCCAAAAUAGAGAAAAAUUUGCUUCGCUACGCAAUAAUUAACAUUUUCAUGGAUAAAGAAAAUUUUCCGGAUGCUAUAAAUACAGGUAAAUAUGUAUCAGCUACAAACUCUGCUAAUUUGUUCCCCACACCCGCAAAUGGAAUUUAUACUUGCACGGAAGAAAUCGUAAUAACGACAGAAAACGACAUUAACGUUACAAUAAGCGAUAUUCUGUUGAUCCCAUUCGAUGUGGAAAAUUUAGCGUCGAAAAAGGUGGCCGAUUGUAAAAUUAAUAUUUCCGAAUAUGACUUUAAUUAUAUCGUACGAAACAAAGAAAAAAUACCUUGUAUUCUGGCGAACAUGAACAUAUCAAUUGAUAUCAAUAAUUCGGAAAAUAAGAAUAAAGAUGUGAUAAUUGUUCCAUCCAAAGUUAACGCAACUGGCAGUUGCGACACUAAGAGAUCUGAAAUGAAACUGCUCUGGACAAAAUCUGGACAAAAGGAAGAGAAUAAUAUUAUAUUUUAUAUCGCUCGCAAUAAAACUGAUAUCUUUGUUUAUCAAAUAGAGGUCAAUGUUUACGCGGAUAAUUUAGAUAAGAUACACAAAAUAUCAGACUUUAAUCUCGGUCUGUUUUCAACGCCCGGGAUUUACAAUUGCACUGAUCAGAAUUGGCAGAUAAAGCUCGACGAUAUCGUGAUUAACAUAAACAACGUUCUCUUUACCGCAUUUAAUACCGAUGAAAAUCUUAAUUCGAAAACAGUGACAGACUGUUUGGUAAAUCAAGAUUCCAGCACAUCGUCGAGCAUAACAACCGAAACAAAACCGACGACAACCGAUCAAUCGACUACGCCCGUACCAGAUUCUUACGUGAACGAGUAUAAUUACGUGGUGAUAAACGAGAAAACGCACGUGGCUUGUAUCGCGGCAAACAUGACAAUUUUUAUGAAAAUACCUUACGUGACGAAAGAAUCUAAAACGAACGAAACAGUUUUAACGAUACCUGUGGAUAGCGCGGUGAGCGGAAAUUGUGGGGACACAAAUUCGAUGAUGGAAUUAACUUGGUUGGAAAAGUCAAAAUCCAAAUCGUAUAACGUGUACGAUUCGACGUACGGGAAGAAUAACUCGUUUAAGAUUAAUUUUCAGAAAGACGAAUCGAAUUAUUUACUCCAUUCCAUCGAGUUGAACAUUUACAUGGAUGAAACAAAUUUUCCCAAUUCUAAUGAAGAGAGAUACACCGCUGUCGAAAAUAUCAAUGUAAUUUCCGCUCCUUUGAACAAUCUCUACAAAUGCGGUGAGAAUACCACUUUAAAAGUCAAAGACGUCGACGUGACCAUCGUCAACGUUACUUUGAUCGCGUUCAACACCGAGGAGAAAAUCGCCACGAAGUCGGUAAUGUGUAUUCAAGAUACAAGUUCUAACGUUGGAUUGAUAAUAGGAUGUAUCAUCGGAGGUAUUCUGAUCCUCGGUAUAUCUAUGCUGUUGAUGUAUCUAUAUUUCACCGAAUGCUUUUCAUGUUCUAUUUUUUCGAGAUCACGAUAAUAUGAGCCGUUUUUUUUCUUCUUUUUUAUUUUUUUUUGAAAGUGACACAAGUCUACUUUUGGAAAAAAUGUGUUAAUUGGUAGGUUCAAUGAGGUAUCCUCUUUUUGUAUUUAUAAUCACGCACAGUGUACAAUAUUCUCAUAAAUUGAUUAAAAAAAAAAAAGAAACCGUAAAAUGUUAUCGCAGUAAGUAUUUUUGUUAAAAGUGGAGUAAACCCAAUUCGUAAUAAUGAUAAGAUUGAGAAAUAAGAUUGAAAUACGAAUAAGUUUGUUUCGUUAUUAGUUAUCCAACGAAUUUAUACAAAUUCAUUACAAUGUAUAUAAAUAAAAUUAUUUUUUAAUAAAUUCGAUUACUAAAAAAAUACAUUUCAAUAAAAGCAAA